Xenopus laevis (African clawed frog) is the source of this 6004-nucleotide messenger RNA. It is a transcript of the gene kit.S, whose product is annotated as KIT proto-oncogene receptor tyrosine kinase S homeolog. Gene Ontology annotation, biological process: cell differentiation; cell surface receptor protein tyrosine kinase signaling pathway; hematopoietic progenitor cell differentiation. The record is from RefSeq and is marked provisional. Lineage: Eukaryota; Metazoa; Chordata; Amphibia; Anura; Pipidae. Gene Ontology annotation, molecular function: cytokine binding; protein tyrosine kinase activity; kinase activity. Gene Ontology annotation, cellular component: membrane; signaling receptor complex; plasma membrane.
AGAGAGAGAGGUUGUAGCGUGGAGCUGCGCUACAAUGAGCCAUAUUCCAUUCCUUACGGUCACCAUGAACUGGACUUACCUGUGGAUCUUGCUGUUCCUUCUUCCCUACACAGGAGAGGCCGUUCCUAAAAUCAAUAACGGAGACGACAGAGUCACUGUUAAUGUUGGUGAGCGAUUUUCAUUGGUAUGCAGAGAUGUUCAGUUAGUUAAAUUGGCUUUUCAGAAGUUGGGCCCUCUGAAGAAACCUCGAGAUUUGAAAAGCCGUUCAUAUAACAAAAGCAAAACUGAUCAGAUCAUAGUCAUUGCUAAAGCAGAUCUCAAGCACGUCGGAAGAUAUAUAUGCACGAAUACAGAGACACACGAAAAUACCUCUGUCUCUCUCUUUGUAAAGGAUCCGGCAAGGCCAUUCCUUGAUGUCCCAUUUAUCGAUGUAAUAGAAGGAGGUGAUGCAGUUGGCAUGUGUCUUCCUUCUGAUCCGGACAUUGUCGAUAUUAUUAUAGAGAAGUGUGAUGGUUCUCCUUUGCCAGAGAAUUUUACCUUCACAACAGGCAUCGAAGCUGGACUCACAAUCAAAUCGGUGCAGAUGGAGUUUGUUGAUUGCUAUGUAUGUUCUGGAAAUCAGAGUGGGACAUUGAAGAAAAGCGGCACAUUCUUUAUUCAUGUAGAGCCAGAACCCAAAAAAGUACCAACUGUAUUUCUGAGCAAAUCCAGACAACUGGUCAAAACAGGAGAACCAUUUGAAGUCACCUGUACAAUAGUGGAUGUUUUUAGUUCUGUAAAAGCUCAAUGGUUGAAUGCCAAAGAGGGUGUGACAAAACAGGCCAAUUUCCUAUCAUCUAGCAUCUUUAGUUUUAACUUAACUCUGAAGAGCGAUGGUUUUACCUUCAGUGAAUCCAGAACGUUCACCUGUCAAGCAGAAAACUCAGUUGGCCAAGUGAAUGCCACGUUCACAUUAGAUGUCAUAGAUGUUGGAUAUGUCAAUCUAACUGUCCUGGAGAACACAACAAUCAGUGUUAAUGCUGGAGACAACCUCGUCCUUAGGGUUUAUAUUGAUGCAUAUCCCCAUCCAGAUGACGGAUUUUGGACUUAUUUUAAUGAAACACUUCAAAAUACUUCAGACCAUUAUGUUGAGACAAGAGACCAAGGCAACAAUAGGUACGUUAGCGAGCUUCAUUUGAUUCGCUUAAAAGGAACAGAGAAAGGCAUUUACACCUUCUAUAGCUCAAAUUCUGAUGAUUUUGCUUAUGUCAACUUCAAUAUCCAAGUAAAAACAAGGCCUGAAAUCCUCAUUGCUGAGAGAACUAGUGAAGGCACGUUACAGUGUGUAGCAACGGGAUACCCUGUUCCUGCUAUUCAGUGGUAUUUUUGCCCGGGAAGUGAGCAGAGAUGCACGGACUAUCCACCAAUUUCACCUGUAAAUGAAAAAUUUAUCCAAGAAAAUUCAUCCCUCGGGCGCGUAGUAGUGGAAAGUACCAUUGACGUCAAUCAUCUUAAGAAAAAUGGCACUGUGCAGUGCGUCGCAUCCAACGAGGUGGAGAUUGCUUCUUCAGUAUUCAGUUUCGCCAUCAAAGAGAAACUUCGUGCUCACACUCUGUUUACCCCCUUGCUGAUUGGAUUUAUAGCCGCGGCAGGAUUAAUGUGCAUAGCUGCUGCAAUCCUCAUGUAUAAAUAUUUGCAGAAGCCAAAGUAUGAAAUACAGUGGAAGGUUGUGGAAGAAAUCAACGGAAACAACUAUGUUUAUAUUGACCCCACACAGCUUCCUUAUGAUAACAAAUGGGAAUUCCCCAGAGACAGACUUUCCUUUGGUAAAAUCCUUGGCGCUGGAGCAUUUGGAAAAGUGGUUGAAGCUACUGCAUAUGGCCUUCUUAAAGAAGACAGCAGGUUGACCGUUGCAGUUAAAAUGCUCAAGCCAAGUGCCCUUUCCACGGAGAGGGAAGCCCUAAUGUCAGAACUGAAGGUUUUAAGCUAUCUUGGCCAUCACAAAAACAUUGUGAAUCUUCUAGGUGCCUGCACAAUUGGAGGACCGACGUUGGUCAUUACCGAAUACUGCUGUUAUGGAGACCUUUUGAAUUAUCUGAGGAGAAAGCGGGAUUCAUUUAUAUGUCCGAAAUUUGAAGAGAGCUCAGAAGCAGCACUUUACAAGAAUCUCCUUAAUACAAGAAAUAUGAGCUGUGCAGGAAUGAGUGAAUACAUGGAUAUGAAGCCAUCUUAUGUUGUCCCCACGAAGACUGACAAAAGGAGAUCUGGUUCAUUUGGGGAUCACGACGUGUCUGUGUCAAUUCCCGAAGAGGAUGAUUUAGCUUUGGAUACAGAUGAUCUGAUUCACUUUUCAUAUCAAGUUGCACAGGGGAUGAAUUUCCUCGCUUCUAAAAAUUGCAUUCACAGAGACCUUGCUGCAAGAAACAUCCUCCUCACUUACGGUCGGAUAACAAAAAUUUGUGACUUUGGACUUGCUCGAGACAUCAAAAACGACUCAAAUUAUGUGGUGAAGGGAAAUGCCCGACUUCCAGUGAAGUGGAUGGCUCCUGAGAGCAUAUUUCAUUGUGUCUAUACAUUUGAGAGUGAUGUGUGGUCUUAUGGAAUCCUUCUCUAUGAGAUCUUUUCACUUGGGAGCAGCCCUUACCCUCGAAUCCCAGUGGACUCUAAGUUCUACAAGAUGAUAAUGGAUGGCUACCGAAUGAUGAGCCCAGAAUGUGCUCCUCUUGAAAUGUAUGAAAUAAUGAGAAGUUGUUGGAAUUCAGAUCCAUUAAAACGACCAACCUUCAAGCAAAUCGUACAGAUGGUGGAACAGCAGCUAUCAGACAGCAAGGGAAAUACCCCAAUACCUUACCCUGUAAGUCACGUUCCACUGGACCAUGCAGUAAGAAUAAACUCCGUGGGGAGCAGCACCUCUUCUCAACCACUGUUGAUGAACAGCGACGGCUGAAUCUGUAUAAGCAAGCUCUCAUAGCAAGGGAUAUCACUUCACCUUAGACUGACUGCAGUUUUGCUGUGCAGCUUCUGACCAUAAAAUGACUAAAAAUGUAAUGGUCGUGGAUCCCAUUGCAGCACAAAGAGCCACCGUGUUCAUUGAAAGAAAGAACUUUCACUGUUUGGUUAUUAUACUGAAAUAAUUGUUAUUAUACUGUUCUGGAGACACACAAACCCAUGAAAAUCCUUGGCCUGCUUCCAUGACAUAGGAUUAGAAGAUGCAGAGAUGCAGAUACAGUGAAUAUAAUGUGCUUUAUAUGCUCUCAUCUGAAAAGAUUCGACUUUUGUUAUAUUUUGCUUUCUGUGCAAUUCAAUGUUUGGUCAACAAGGGCAAAGAUACAGAAGAAGCUGUUUCUCUUCACUGGAGCCGAUUAUUUUGGACUCUAUUUGGAUAAAACCUUGUGAAAUACUCUUAUUAUGGCAAGAACUGUAAAUGUAGAUGUUAUGUCUGAGGCUUAAUCCUACGUGGAUAUCUUGUUCUUUAGGCUCUGUUGUACAAGUAGAUCUUGUAUUUGAGGCCUUCAAACUGGGUUUUCUCUUUAUACCAAGCUGCAGAACCUUUAAUGUUCCUAUCUGUAUAGUUGGACUGGGAGAUCCCAUUUUUCCCAUUGUUUCUUCACUUAAGUAUUUAUCAUUUUCAAGCACUUGACAUAUACAAUAAAUAGUCUUGGUACUGCAGCAAGAUCGUUUAUAAAUAUUUUAGCUUUUAUACCCCAGGUUUUCCAAUGCUGCAGGAAAUUUUGAGCAAUGUCCAUUCCUUCUUUGUAGACUUGCACAUACCCAAAUAUUCACUUCCAAAUACAGGUUACAUAGGAAUACAAAAAAGCUAAUUGUUGCAUUACGGGGUUUUUUGUGUGACCGUUUUCCUGAAUGUAAUUUUUUUUGUGUUGUAAUUUGUGUUCUAGAAGAGUUGAGUAAGAUCAGAGAUUUCGAUUCUGAAACCUACUUGGAGUUCAAAAGAUUGUUCAUUAUGUUUUGACUAUUUUCUUAUUAUUUGGUGGUUGUGAUCUACACUGGUGAAUGUUAUUCAGAGCACCCACUGACCACCUUACUUUCACUGCUAUGUAUUGAAUGUGUAUCAGCCAAUAGUAGUAGAGAAUGCUGCUGCUUCAUGAACAUUCAUUCUGAGGAGAGCAUGGUGAAACCCAAAUGGCUAUAAACGACCAGGAUUUAGAUUUGGGUAUUGUAAAAAUGGCUUCCAUUUGGUACACCUUCCCACCUCCAACCUAGGGUGAGUUAUAACUAGAUGUCGACCCUCCUAUGUACACACAGAGUAUUCAUGGAAGAUGCUGAAAAAGAUACAUAUACAGUAAGGGGGUUAUUUAUCAAAAACCGAAAAGUUCUCACUAUUUCCUGAAAACUACUCUGACCAAAUCUGCAAUGACUUUCCCCCUAGUUAUCAGUAAACUUUCAAAAAUUUUUCUGGUGCGGGAAAAAGUCACAAUAAAAUCGUUAAAAAAAAUCCAAAUCCCAGAAUUUUUUCGGUUUUGAGCACAAAAACGACUUUUUUCGGAAACCCUGCCAGUUGUUAACAAGACAUCUGACAUUGACUUUUAAAUGUUCUCGGCAGCUCUGAGUUGAAGUACUUUUUUUCCAACAGACAUUUAACACCAUCAGACUUUUAAUAUAUAUCCCUUAAAAAUAAAGUUCAUUUUUUUUCUCCGUAAAUAAUGCUAUUUUCCCCGACUAGAAAAAUUCUGAGCUUAAUAAAUAACCCCCUUUAUUUCAGCGCUUUCAUCAAGCUCCACCUAUGUAUCCUUGAGAAGUCUCCUUUUCCAUUUAAAAGCCACAGCCAGCGUAGCUCAACACCAAGCACUCGCUAAUAAUGCACCUUAACACAAAAGUGGGUUCCUGCACCUAAAGGCGCUAUUACUAAAAUAGUUGCCACUGAGCUGAUCAUUGCAUUGGACUAUUGUAUAGUUUCCCAUGCAAAUGGGUCCUCCUAUUGCAUAGUUCAUGUUGGUACCUUCCGCUGUCAAUGUAAUGUAAUGUUAUAUUCGCAUGUGCAAAGCCACAACUAAUGUCUGUGAAUACUUACUACCAAGCAUACUUAAAGGGGAAGGCAUUUCCUUAGAACAUAUUUUUAUAAAGUGCAUUUUACCUGUAUUAAAUGGUACAGCGGAUCUAUUUUCUGUCCAUGCUUUAGGCAGGCAACAAAGGACUACGGGGCAGCUGUAUAAGUCUGUGUUACAUAGGAAAUCAUACGACUGCCCAAUGCACUGACGGAAAAACAUUUUGGGAACUGCUUUUUAGGCUAACGCCACACGGGUUAGAUAAAAUGCUGGUAUCAAACUUUUCUUUGCUGUCUGUCACUAUCAUAUCUGCCUCGGGCAAACAAUUAUCAUAAAACAUAUACAAGGCAAAUAGGAGGGCCUUGUAGCAUCAGCCUUAGUGUCCUUAUAGCCAUCUUGGAAUGUAUUAUUCUUGAGCAGAAGUGGUAUGUAGCCCUGCACCUGUUGCUGAACGGCAGCCCCCAGCAGGCUAUAACCCACCUUGAGAGAUGUUCUUAACCAACAUCUCGGUUUUACAUUUGCACUGGACUUGUCUUUGCUGUUGCGCCUUUUCUGUAUUCCUGUUUAAAUAAAAAUAAUUAUAUUUACCUCUUCACUGCAUGGUUGGUUCCCACAGCAGCAAUUGGGUAAAGUCCUAAAAUCCACUGUAUAAUGUUUGUAAUGUCAUUGUUAAAUAAACAAUUUAUGCACACACGGAGGUACUUUGGGUGCACUUUGUUGGACACUUUUUAUUUUAAUGCUUUCAAGAUGUAAUAUAUUUUUGUAUAUUUUUGUUACAAUUCUACAGGUUUUUUUUUUUUUUUACUGUGACUGGAUGUUAAGUCUUUUUGCCGUAUUUGUUUUUUUGUUUUUGUAAAUACUAAACAUGUAGCAAUAAUUUGUUUGCAAAAUCCCCAAUGCCUCUCAGAAGUAUUUUUCUAUAUAUGUAAAUAUGUGUAUUUUAUGUUGCAAGUUUAUGGCAUCUUGCAUUAGUUGUUUGGUUGUUGAAGCAUUAAAAAAGGUAAUAAAAACUUUGAAUAUGA